This is a messenger RNA of Capra hircus (goat), 3848 nucleotides long. It is a transcript of the gene MASP2, whose product is annotated as mannan binding lectin serine peptidase 2. Gene Ontology annotation, cellular component: extracellular region. The record is from RefSeq and is a predicted model, not a curated record. The transcript has 11 exons. Gene Ontology annotation, biological process: complement activation, lectin pathway; proteolysis. NCBI's taxonomy places the organism in Eukaryota, Metazoa, Chordata, Mammalia, Artiodactyla, Bovidae. Bases 101 to 2176 code for a protein of 691 amino acids. Gene Ontology annotation, molecular function: calcium ion binding; serine-type endopeptidase activity.
GCGGCUGGGGGCAGGGCCAGGCGCUGGACAAACAGAUCAAAGGUGAGGCGCCCUGGGGCUCCAGACGGCGCCUAGUCAGCCGGAGGACACCGGGUGCACCAUGAGGCUGCUGGUCUUCCUGGGCCUGCUGUGGGGCUCGGCGGCUGCGUCCUCAGGGCCACAGUGGCCCAAGCCAGUGUUCGGGCGCCUGGCAUCGCCCGGCUUCCCCGACCAGUACGCCAACAACCAGGAGCGGCACUGGGCCCUGACGGCGCCCCCCGGCUACCGCCUGCGCCUCUACUUCACCCACUUCCAGCUGGAGCCCUCCUACCUGUGCGAGUAUGACUUUGUCAAGCUGAGCGCCGGGACCAAGGAGCUGGCCACGCUGUGCGGCUCAGAGAGCACGGACACGGAGCGGGCGCCUGGCAACGACACCUUCUACUCACCGGGCUCCAGCCUGGAUGUCACCUUCCGCUCCGACUACUCCAACGAGAAGCCGUUCACGGGCUUCGAGGCCUUCUACUCUGCAGAGGACAUUGACGAGUGCCAGGUGCCCCCAGGAGAGGCCCCCACCUGCGACCACCACUGCCACAACCACCUGGGCGGCUUCUACUGUUCCUGCCGUGUGGGCUAUGUUCUCCACAGGAACAAGCGCACCUGCUCAGCCCUGUGUUCCAGCCAGGUCUUCACUGCCCGGUCUGGAGAGCUCAGCAGCCCUGAAUACCCGCAGCCAUACCCCAAACUCUCCAGCUGCACCUACAGCAUCCACUUGGAGGAGGGAUUCCAUAUCAUCUUGGACUUUGUGGAGUCCUUUGAUGUGGAGAUGCACCCUGAGACCCUGUGCCCCUACGACUCUCUUAAGAUUCGAACAGACAAGGCAGAAUACGGUCCGUUCUGUGGGAAGACAUUGCCCCGCAGGAUUGAAACCAAGAGCAAUACUGUGACCAUCACCUUUACCACCGAUCAGUCGGGGGACCACAUGGGCUGGAAGGUCCGAUACAACAGCACAGCUCAGCCUUGCCCUGAUCCAUUGGCGCCACCUAAUGGCCGCAUCUCCCCUGUGCAAGCCAAAUACAUCCUGAAAGACCACUUCUCGGUCUUCUGCGAGACCGGUUAUGAACUUCUGCAAGGUAAUUUACCCCUGAAAUCAUUUACUGCGGUCUGUCAGAAAGAUGGCUCUUGGGACCGACCGAUGCCAGCGUGCAGCAUUGUGGACUGUGGCCCUCCUGACGAUCUACCCAGUGGCCAGGUGGAGUACAUCACAGCUCCUGCAGUGACCACGUACAGGGCUGUGGUUAAAUACCACUGCAAUGAGUUCUACACAAUGACAACCGACGAUGGUAAAUAUGUGUGUGAGGCUGAUGGAUUCUGGACGAGCUCCAAAAGAGAAAAAUCACUCCCAGCCUGUGAGCCUGUGUGUGGAAUAUCCACCCGUACUACAGAAGGUCGUAUAUAUGGAGGACAAAAUGCAAAGCUUGGUUACUUCCCUUGGCAAGUGCUGUUACUAGGUAAAACUAUGGCAGCAGGCGCACUUCUGCAUGACAACUGGGUCCUAACAGCUGCUCAUGCUGUAUAUGACCAAAGAGAAGACGCUGCCUCCCUACAGAUUAGAAUGGGUGCCCUGAAGAGAAUAUCACCUAAUUAUACACAAGCCUGGGCCGAGGCCAUCUUUAUACACGAAAGUUACAUUCAUGAUGCUGGUUACGAUAACGACAUAGCACUGAUUAAACUGAAGAACAAAGUUGUAAUCAACAGCAACAUCAUGCCUAUUUGUUUGCCAAGAAAAGAAGCGGAAUCUUUCAUGAGGACAAAUGACAUUGGAACUGCAUCUGGAUGGGGAUUAACCCAAAGGGGGUUUCUUGCCAGAAAUCUAAAGUUUGUUGACAUACCAGUUGUUGACCAUCAAAAAUGUACUGCUGCCUACGAAAAGAAGUCCUAUCCAGAGGGAAGGGUAACUGAUAACAUGCUUUGCGCUGGCUUGCAAAGUGGGGGCAAGGACAGCUGUAGAGGUGACAGUGGGGGGGCGUUGGUGUUUCUAGAUAAUGAGACCCAGAAGUGGUUUGUGGGAGGAAUAGUGUCAUGGGGUUCCACUAAUUGUGGGGAAGCAGAUCAGUAUGGGGUCUACACCAAAGUAAUAAACUACAUUCCCUGGAUCAAGAGCAUCAUUAAUAGUAAUGUGUCUUCAGCUAGUACGUGAUUCUUUGUUUUAAAAAAUACCCGUAAGAGAUCUUAGUGGCAAACUGACCUGAGAAAUGUGAACAGGAGCGCUGCCAUUCCACCUUAACCGAACCCGACUGCAGGUGAGCCUGCCUUUCAGGCCCGUGUCCACUAGCCACUCUUUCACUACUUAACUCAAGGGGACAUAAGCCACUGUAGCGUUACUUGUCUUCUUUUGGCCAAUCCAUUACAAACUCGUGGAUUAAAUCUACAUUUACUUACUUAACAAAGUCCAGUGUCUUUUUCUACUCUCCAUUUGCAUUUCUAUGAAGUUUCCUGUUCAUGUUCUUUAACUAUUUUUGUAUUUGUUCUUACUGAUCUGAGAAUGUUAUAUAUUACAGCAGUAUUGGUUCAGGAGUUACUUUGAAUGUUUUUCUUGCGUAGAUAAAUUGGAAAUAGCAACACUUUGGCCUAUGUAUAGACUGAUUUCCAUGUUAAAACCAACACUAUAAUUUUUUAAUUAUAAAAAACUGCCAAACAAAGAACACAAACGGCACUAUUUCACAUUAUCAAAGACAACAGAUUUUCUAAAGGACAAUUUGGCAAUAUAUCUCACAAGUCUUAAAAGCAUGCAUAGUCUUUGACCUGGUAAUUACAAUGCUAAGAUUUUAAUUUAGCUGUGAGAUUACUCCUAGCGCUUGGAAAUAACCUAAAUAAUGUUCAAAUUCAGAAGACAGUUGAUUCAAAAGUGGCAUUUCCAUAAGAUGAAAUACAUUAAAAAUAAGUGGCGGUAUUACUGAUAAAUAUAAUGUUUUUUUUUUUUCUUACCAUGAACAUGAAAUACUUGGGCACACUUAAAAAAAAUAGAUUACAGAUUGUACAACAGCUGAGUACAGAACUUAAAUACACAAUUCAGAGUUGCUCUCCUAGUAAUUAACAACAAAAAACUAUUCUAAUUAUCACAUACAUCUGAAUUACUAUGUACUUAACAUCUUUCCUAAGGACAAAAUUUAAGCCCUGACCCAACCUUAAAACAUUUCAUUUAGUUGGCCUCCCUAAAAAGUUUUAAUAUCUAACACUCAAUAAAACUUCUCAUUCUAGCCAAAGAGUCACCAUUAUUAGGUAGAAAUUCACUGUGAUUUCAACUAACUUCUCUUGUACAUAUAAAGUGCAACUUCUAGAGGCUCACUUUUUAAAGGUAACUUUCCAGCAUCUUUGUCACAUAAAUAAAAAAAGAAACUGUAUUUUUCCAGUAAGACUCCAGACACUAAACUGUGGUGGCAAUGAAAAUUUUUAUUCAACUGGUUCAAAAAAGUUUUUAGAAUGAAUGCAUUUAGAUGACCAAAUAGACUUUAAAAACAAAUCUUUGCCAAAUAGUUUACUUCUAAACUUCAAUUUUUUUUAAGGGUAGAAUUAAAUACCCAUAGCUAUGUAGUACCAUAAACAUGUUAAUAGAAGGCUACUCAACAUUGAAAGCCUUCUAAGACUGGUAACUAGAUUUACACAAGUGUAAAUAAGGGAUUAAAACCAUGCCAUUGACAAAGUUAACUUACCCCUGGGCUUCUUGAAGGCUUGUCAGUUUAGUCUUUGGAGGUCCCCGAAUACCAUUUUAAGUGUUACCAUGUUACUGCUGCUGAGUAAUAGUGCAAGUGCUAAAAUGCAAAAUUCAGAUGGUACAGGGUUUGGAAAUCAUGCAAUUUAGAUGCAGAAAA